CCUAGGUGGUGUGCCCACCCUGAACCGGAACCUCCACCUAGCAACAGGGCAAACAGAACCCAGUGGGACUCUGUCCCCAAGGUGCCUCUGCUGCCACCCGGCGCCCCCCGCCCCGGGGUGGCCUGUCUCCCCCAUGCAGCAACCCAAAACCCUUUACCCCCCAGCCAUACCCCAGGAAGGCUUCGGCCCACGGGGCCUGGAGGGCACUGAGGUGCCAGCUAUCCCAGAGCCCCUUCCCACCAUAGCCAGCGCCAGCUUGCUCUAUCAGACUCCUGCAGACCAGGAUGCGCUUUCAGGGCCUCCAGCAGGUUUCCAGAUGGCUCCCUGUGGCUGCUUCUUCGACCCUCGCAUCUACCGAAUUGAGUGGGCCCCCUCUGACUUUGGCCAGUCAUCUCUGUACAAGGUGGCAGUGGCUGGGGGUCCCACCUUGUCUGGUGGCUAUGUGCUGGAGGCCCCAUCCUACCUCAAGGCCCCAGGGCCUCCGCCUCCUCUCUACCCCCACUACCAGCCGGCUCCUAGCGGGCCGCAGUACCUCACACACUACCUUCCACCUGAAGAGCCUGGUCCCGAGGCACUGGGCUUUGUGGGGGAUGGAGGGCCCCUCAAUUUCAUGGAGAUGCUUAGAGACGGCCUGGCACCCCUACCAACCCCCAAAGAGACUAAGCCGUCUUCCUUGCUCAUCACUGUCCCCACAGCACACGCGCUGCCCCCUGGACCCUAUGGCCAUCUCAGUGGCCAUGCCAGCCAGUUCCCAGGGCCCCAGGUGACUGUGAGGCCCAUCGAAGCCCCCAGGGAGCUGCAGGGCAAUGCUGUGGCCAGGCCGGGUCUGCAGUUCCCUCCUGGGCCUGUGGAGCCCAAGGUGGUCGGGGCGGAGGAUGUCACCCCAGUGGGCUCAGGUGAGACCAUGCCUCCCGAGGUGGCCCGUGCGUUCUUCCUUCCGGACAAAGUCCUUCUAGAAGAUGCCAUGAAACUUUUCGAUUGUCUCCCUGGUGGCACUGAGUCGGAGGCAGCCCUGCACAGGGGCUCUGGGCCUGGCCCACGAGACAGUGGUGGCGGUGGGGACGACUGCACAGCUGACAUCCGCUCCCUGCACCUGCCAGAUGAGCUACUGUCCUUCGACUAUGGCGUCCCCGAGGUCUUGGAUGCCGUGGCGAGUGUGGAUUAUGUUUUCAGCUUCAAGGCCCUAGAUGAUGAGCCGCUGCCCCAUGUGGGGGUCCCUGUCACUGACGUGGUGACCCCUGGCCUGCAGUCCGAUCAGUUGGGGAAGAAGACUACCGCAUCCACCAAGAAAGGGAAACCAGGUGGCAGACACAGGCAGACCGCGGGCCUGGCUGGCCCUGCUCGCCCCACUGCCACAGGACCCAGGCUGGACCCGGGAGCUGCCCCCAAUUAA
Myodes glareolus (Bank vole) is the source of this 1393-nucleotide messenger RNA. It is a transcript of the gene Prr22, whose product is annotated as proline rich 22. NCBI's taxonomy places the organism in Eukaryota, Metazoa, Chordata, Mammalia, Rodentia, Cricetidae. The record is from RefSeq and is a predicted model, not a curated record.